Phasianus colchicus (ring-necked pheasant) is the source of this 4371-nucleotide messenger RNA. It is a transcript of the gene AP3M1, whose product is annotated as adaptor related protein complex 3 subunit mu 1. Gene Ontology annotation, biological process: vesicle-mediated transport; intracellular protein transport. The record is from RefSeq and is a predicted model, not a curated record. NCBI's taxonomy places the organism in Eukaryota, Metazoa, Chordata, Aves, Galliformes, Phasianidae. Gene Ontology annotation, cellular component: clathrin adaptor complex.
UCCGCCGGGGGGCGGCCCCAUCGCCGCCGGGCCUCGCCGCCAUCUUGGCCGCUGCCCCGGGAGCGGGACGCGCCGCGCCGCGCCGGGGGAGAAAAUGAUCCACAGCCUGUUUCUCAUAAACUGUUCUGGUGAUAUAUUCUUGGAGAAGCACUGGAAGAGCGUUGUGAGCCAGUCUGUGUGUGAUUAUUUCUUUGAAGCUCAGGAGAAAGCAGUCGAUGUCGAGAAUGUGCCUCCUGUCAUCUCCACGCCACAUCACUACCUCAUCAGCAUCUAUCGGGAUAAAAUCUUCUUUGUGUCUGUCAUACAGACAGAAGUGCCACCGCUCUUUGUAAUUGAAUUUCUGCACCGAGUAGCAGAUACUUUUCAGGAUUACUUUGGCGAAUGUUCUGAGACUGCGAUUAAGGACAAUGUAGUGAUUGUGUAUGAACUGCUGGAAGAAAUGUUAGACAACGGCUUUCCACUGGCGACAGAAUCCAACAUACUGAAGGAGCUGAUUAAGCCUCCCACAAUUCUGCGUUCCGUUGUCAAUUCCAUCACAGGCAGCAGUAAUGUGGGUGACACCCUUCCCACUGGACAGCUGUCCAACAUUCCUUGGCGCAGAGCGGGAGUAAAAUACACAAACAAUGAAGCCUACUUUGAUGUCAUUGAAGAAAUUGAUGCGAUUAUAGACAAAUCAGGUUCCACAGUCUUUGCAGAAAUCCAAGGUGUUAUUGAUUCGUGUAUUAAGCUCUCAGGAAUGCCAGAUCUUUCUCUAUCUUUCAUGAACCCAAGGCUGCUGGAUGAUGUCAGCUUCCAUCCAUGUAUUCGAUUCAAACGCUGGGAGUCUGAAAGAGUCCUUUCAUUUAUUCCUCCGGAUGGGAAUUUCAGACUGAUCUCCUACCGUGUCAGCUCACAGAACUUGGUGGCAAUUCCUGUGUACGUGAAGCAUUUGAUCAGUUUUAAAGAGAACAGUUCUUCAGGAAGAUUUGAUGUUACCAUUGGACCAAAACAGAAUAUGGGGAAAACAGUAGAAGGAGUUGUCAUGACAGUUCACAUGCCAAAAGCAGUACUUAAUAUGAACCUCACUGCUACACAAGGCAGCUAUACGUUUGAUCCAGUUACUAAGGUGUUAACAUGGGAUGUUGGCAAAAUUACCCCUCAAAAGCUGCCAAAUCUGAAGGGAAUAGUGAACCUGCAGUCUGGAGCCCCUAAGCCUGAAGAGAAUCCAAGUUUAAAUAUCCAGUUUAAGAUACAACAGCUUGCAAUUUCAGGACUGAAAGUAAAUCGCCUGGACAUGUAUGGAGAAAAAUACAAGCCUUUUAAAGGUGUCAAAUACAUUACAAAAGCAGGAAAAUUUCAAGUCAGGACAUGAGAAGAUGGUCAUCUUCUAAAAGGAAAUUCCCCUUAAACGUUAAAAAUGACUGCUUAGUGACUUUUGUUGCUAUUAGGUGCCAAUUAAUUAAUAGAUACUGAUUAGUUUGGGAUCAAAGCAAUUGUGCACUGCAGCUCUUAAAAUGAAAGCGUAGCUUAGUUUCUCCUAUUAUGGCUUUAAAAUGAGGUACCUUUUUUCUAAUACACCUUCACUUUUUUUUAAACUGACUUGUCGUGCUGGUGAAUCGUUUGGUACAGGUGAGCCACAAAACGUCUCAAACACUACACUGCCAAAUACCAAAGCCCAGAGGCCAAGCACAUUAUGAAGGCCAGACAGGCCAUUGGGGAAGUGGUGUGGUGGCACAUUCUGCUGCUGUAGCUGCCUGCAGAGAAAGCUGGGCUUUUCUCACAGCCAGCUGCCAGUUGGCAUUCCACAAUGCAUCAUGCAGUCCCUUCAGAAACAGAGCAGAAAUGCAAGGGGCAGGGGUCCCAUAGGGGCCUGGGACAGAGCAAAUGUCACUCCUAAGAAAGAGCUUCUAAUGAAGACAAAAUGUUUUCCUUGCUGUUUACAAGAAAUCGCCUUUCUUAAGAAGCGUUUGCCUUAAUCAGCUUUCAUUUGUGCCAUCUGCAGAUGAGCUGAUAAAAAUAACAUUCUGCAUUAAAUUGGGGAGGUGUUGCUGCUUCAGUAAUCCACUUUCUUUCCAUUUGAUCUCACCAUCGUCAUUUUUUUUAAGAAUACAGUUGCAGAGAGUAAGAUCUAUUUUUUAUGUGAAACCUUUGCUUUGGUCUUGAUGUUCCACUUUGUUUCAAGUGGAUGCCACCAGAUUUGUGCUGUGUGUAUAUUGGAGUGUAGCUUUUUAGAUAGCACAAUAGAAGUGUCAAGUAUAUUUAAUGGUUGUGUGCUUUAAUGUUAUGAAAUAAAGGGAACUCUGCUGCAAAUAUGUUUUCUCUUGUGAUCACUACUGUAAGCUGUUCAUAAUGCUUUCAGGUAGAACUCCUGAUGUACGGUUACAUGGUAACAAUUGCUUGGCCCUCAUUGAAUUUGAUCAGGUAUUUAGAGUUCAGAAAGCAUUCACGAUCGUGGCAGUAAAAGAGGGUUUUUUUGUUUGUUUAAGUGGAGAACCACAGAAAUGUUGCAGUCCUACUAUUACAGUCAGAACAGAGAUGAUGCAGAGCUGACAAUCUGUGCCCCACAGUUCAAACCAUCCAUUUGGCGAUACUGGAGAAUCUGUUUCCUUUGCUUGUUUGGCUUACAAAUUGAUACGUAUGUGCUAGUUUUGCUUCAGAUGAAUAAUAGGAGCUAUGGAAAUGAAUUCAUUGGAUCAAUUUCAAAUUUUGAGACAUAAAUCAUUGAAGGGGGGAAAAAAAGCAUGAAACCCAUCUGAAGCAUAGACAGUAAGCCAGUAACAAAAGCAUCUUCUCUACUAGAAGCUUUGGUAAUAACACUAGGAUAAACUAGAUCACAAGUAUAUUUUGCACUUCUGAAAGUAUGGUAGGUAGACAGACACACAGGGCUCAAACAAACUACUAGGUCUGUAGAAAAGAAAGAAAGAAAGCCUUGUAUUUGUGUAAGCCUGGCACUUGGCCUUCUAUCUUCCCUUUUUGAAUUGGUGGAACAUCUGCCAGUUGGUUGCUUGGCCUACAGUUCUGCUCCACGUUACAGUAACUAGUAUCCUUAAAUUAAUGUUACUGAAAAAUCUUGUCUUCAGAUCUGGUAUGAGUACUACAGCUGCUCUCUAUAUUACCAGUGCAACAGUAGCAAGAUCUUUCAGAAGGGACACUGUUACUGACAGAGAUACAAAUACAACACAAAUCAAAACCAGCUCCCUCUGACACCACCACUUACCUUCAGCAAGGACACAGCACUCCUGUCUCUGAAAGCCCUUUGAUCCACGCUUCACAGCACAGCACCAGAAGUCUCUAUCAGCAGCAGCACUGACAUGGGAGGAGAGGGACUUGAGCACCAAGAUGGUGUUCCUCAGGAAAUGUUUUUUGUUGUGCUGACUCCAUCCACUUUCCCAAACUCAGGAAGGUCAACUGCACAAUUUUAAGUAGCAGGGACCGUGCUCCUAUCCUCCCUUCUAAAGUCAUCCGUACCAGCUUAAGAAACAGAAGGAUGUCGUUGAGGAGCAUGUAGUGCCAGCUCUCGCUCUGCCCUUCUGCAGCUGUCCAGCUCUGGGAGUGCUGCCAAAGGUGACCACCUCACAGGUUCUCAAAGUUCUUCAACCACGGAGAGAGCUCUGUUAACAGAGUUCUUUUCUCUAUGGUCACUAAGCGCCUUCUGCCAUUGCUGGGUUCCGCUCAGUCUCUCACUGCCAAGAAAUGUUGGUUCUGCAAAGUCAUUAUCUGUGUAUUCUGCGAGAAAUUUUGACACAGAAGCACAAAAGGUGGUAAGAGGUUCUGUGCCAGAAACAGGACUGCAAUUCCAUACAAUUGCCUUUGCACUAAAGUAAUUUUUACUUAGCCAAGCAGAAAUCAGAUUGGAUCAAGUGCUGGCCAGAGCUGCAGCUCUUCCUGUGCUGACAGCAUCAGGCAAAUGCCAUUUCCAAUGCUGGGAGCCUCAGGGAUGGCACUCCUGGGACAGGUGGCCUCAGAUCAGGCCCCUGGAACAACCCCCACUUUCUCCCACUGGGCACCAGCUCCUGUUAAGUACUUUCAUCUGCAGUUUCACUGGCAAUCAAGACAAAAACAAGUGGUUUUAAUCAGAAACUGCACCUUUUCUGCUCAGGAAAACAUUAUUUUGCUAUACUAUUUCUGCUGUUUGCUCCUUUUGUUGCUACAAUAUUAGCAUUGUUCCAUUGCCAUUAAUACCCACAGGCUGAUGUUUGUACAAAUGCAUUUUUAUUGUUUUAACGGAACCAAAGAAUAAGGUUGAAAACAUUAGACUAUACAUAAAUGCAUUUUGGCUUAUAAACAAUGUUUUAUAGUGGUAAAACAUUUCCAAGUGACAUUCAUGGUCUUUCUCCAAUUUUUGCUGCAUUUCAGGUCUGAAGACCGAUAGUGUUCAAAAAAAAAAAAAAA